Molecule: messenger RNA, 498 nt
Organism: Dama dama (fallow deer)
Lineage: Eukaryota; Metazoa; Chordata; Mammalia; Artiodactyla; Cervidae
Product: metallothionein-1E-like
Exons: 3
Coding region: 172-357 (61 amino acids)
Molecular function (GO): metal ion binding
Source: RefSeq, a predicted model, not a curated record
GCCCGGGCGCAGAGGGCGGCGUGGGGGCAGGCGGGGGCAGACCCUCUGCGCCCGGCCCGUCUCCUGUGGGUAUAAUAGCGCUCGGCUCCUGGGCUCCAACACGCCUCCCACUGGAUCAGUGGAUCUGCUUUGCCACUUGCUCUGGACCUCGGCCCUCGCCUUUCCUCAAAAAUGGACCCGAACUGCUCCUGCCCCACUGGCGGCUCCUGCAGCUGUGCUGGCUCCUGCACCUGCAAGGCCUGCAGAUGUCUCUCCUGCAAGAAGAGCUGCUGCUCCUGCUGCCCUGUGGACUGUGCCAAGUGUGCCCAGGGCUGUGUCUGCAAAGGGGCCUCGGACAAGUGCAGCUGCUGCGCCUGAUACCCGGGGGAGCCUGCCCUAGUGGUCAAUAGAGCAACCAUGACAAAUUUAUAUAGAUACAUAUUUUUCAUACAACCCGACCUGGUGCUACAUUCCCUUUUUCUGUGAGACAUGUGAUUUCUAGUAAAGUUGUUGACUUUA